Messenger RNA from Maniola jurtina (meadow brown), 4742 nucleotides. RefSeq lists its product as uncharacterized. The transcript is spliced from 9 exons. The record is from RefSeq and is a predicted model, not a curated record. Bases 150 to 4559 code for a protein of 1469 amino acids. NCBI's taxonomy places the organism in Eukaryota, Metazoa, Arthropoda, Insecta, Lepidoptera, Nymphalidae.
AGACGUUAUUGCGGUUAUUGUUCGCUAGACGCAGUUUUUGAUAAUAUUUUGUUUAGAUUUUAAAAAUGAUAUUGUGUCUAAUUAGGUGUUUUUUUGCUGAAAUUAUCGUGCACUGCGUUGUGUAUUAACUAAACCUUUAGUAUAUUAAAAUGGCUAUACCACCGUUUCCGUCACAUGAUUUGGCUAAGCUCGUUCUUGGGUACCUUGCCGAGGAGCAGUUAAUGACAGCUUAUGAUGAAUUCCUACAGGCAAGCCCUUAUUUGGAUAUCCUAAGAAAUGAAUAUGACAGGAUAUUUAUGACGUCUCUCAAGAGCAUAUUAGCGGAAUAUAGGGCUGUUAAAAUUUAUGUUGAAACCUGCAAGCCGUUUUUGUUGCGUAAAAAGUUAAUCCAGUGUUCAAACUUAUUGGAAGUUGUCAAGUUUCUGAUAAAUCAUGUGGACAUUAGCAGGCUUCAUAUGCAAGAGCCAAGCACUGACAAAUCAAGUUGCAAUAGACAGACUUUGUACACAAAAUCCAAUGGCUGUGAAGUGUGCAAUUCCCUCAACCUCAGUGCAUGUGAGUGUAGACCCAGGGCUAGCAGAUCAGUGGCUAUGCUGCACCCUGCAAGCCAAACUGAGGCGAGCACUCCAGAAACCUCCAUUGAAACUACCUCCUUAGCUGAUUUACCUGGUAAUUCUAUAACAAAAAGAAAUUCCAACAAGGAGCUGCCAAAGGAGAUUGCACAUUCACAAAGUAAUUUGAAUCCUCAAAUAUCACAAAGUAGCCCGGCUCCACUAAUAACGCGAAGCUCAGUAGAACAAAUAUCGCAAAGUAGCCCAGUUCAACCUGGAUCGCAAAGAACUACAGUACAACAAGUACCACAAAGACUUAUGUUGCAGCAAGUAGCUUAUAUGACUCUGAAAAAUCCAGAUAAUCCAAGCAGCACCAGUGUAAGACCGCAAGUUUCUUCUGGGCCGCACUUACAAGGCAAUAAUGUUGCUUUUAAUAGACAAGACAUUUCUAUGGCGAAAUCCGAUGAAGCUAAACAGAAAAUCGAAGAGUUCAAUACAAUAUUUAACUUAGUCUGCAGCAAUCAGAUUUCUAAAGAACCAUCUAGAAUAAACAGUGAUGUUCCUCCAAAUUCUACUAACAAACCAAUAUGUAAUGCUGGUUCAUUUCAAGAGUUUGCUACCGGUGUGGCUGGAACAGCGAUCGACAAGGAAAAACCGACUGUACCUGAUUCCAGUACAUCUGAAAAUUUUAUUGCACAGACAACAUCCUUGAACGAAAACAGACAAAGUACAACUCCUUUUACUAAUAUAAAAGGCCCACCACCGUCUGGAAAAUAUUUUAUAAAAGCAAGUUCAAUGCACAGCCCGUACCUUCAAGUGAAGCCAAACCAAAUUCCAAAAAGCCAGUUCAUAAGAAUCAAAGAAUCAAAGUAUGAUGACCCAAAAGUAACGAUUCUCUCUGAUGUCAAAGUCGAUAAUACCUUUAAAGGCAACAAUUUCGUUAAAAUACCUCCGGUUCUAAGAGCUAAUACUAAUUCAUCGAUGCAGAUGCAGACUAUAUAUAUUAAUGGUACGCCUGCGUAUACAAAUAGACGGCAAACGGGAGCAAAUCUCACUUACACAAAGGACGAAAUUAUGGCGAUGCCUACAAUUAUUGUUGUACCUUCAUCAGGCCUCACGCAGAGCUCAGCGGCAACUUAUAGUCAGAGAACUAUGUCUUGCAGUACAAAUACUAUAACAACGAGCUCAACGCCGCGUGUUUUAGGGCCUUUAGUUAUAGACGUUUCAUCAAACAGCCCACCUCCCAAGAAAAGUUCACAGUUGCCAGAUUUAAGUUUUGAAGACCCUAAAAAAGUAGUUUCUGAAGGUCUAGUUAAAACUGUUGAUAUCACAGCUGCUUCUUUGCCAAAGGAUUCAAAUAUUGCUGUUCCCAAUAAAACUAGUACCCCUAAUGCUGUACCGCCUACGAGAAAAUCUUCAUCCACCCCCCGACGGAACUCUCAUGUUAGGGUGUUAGACUUUGCCACACCUAGAAGGAUAUUGCACGAAACUAUUAAUGAAAAUGACUCAAACAAAUUGUCCACAGAGAGUGAUACAAAUGGCAAUGAAAUUAUCCCAAACGGUCCCUCAGAUAUACCAGUUCAUACAAAUCUUGUAAAAGAUGAUAACUAUAACAGAGCUGAUACAAAUAAAAAUAAAAAUAAAUCAACUAAAGAAAAUGAAACGAACUUAGUGAAAAAAAGUAACUGGGACGCGGAACUUCGUGCACUUGCUAUUGCAAACGAAGUUUACGAAGAACCUGUGGUGACCCCGAAGCCUAAGCCGAAGCAGAAGCCGAAGAAAAUGAAGAAGAAGAAAAAGAUAUCCUCGGCCGCUGAGAUUGUUCCUGAAACUUCAGACUCGGAUAGUACGAAAACAACAAAUUCCACUUCACACACAACAUCGAAAUCAAACGAAAGUAUUAAAUCGGUUGAAAAUGUUGAACAGCUCAUAAAAGAAGUGCUACAUAAGAAUGUAGUGCCAGAAAGUAUUAAUAAUAUAACUACAUGCGACGGAAUCGCCAAUACGUUACACUUAACAGAUAAAAGUCAAAUGAAAGUAAACACUAGUGAUGACCGUGUGGACACCCCUGAAGCUGAGAGACUCUCUCUACAAAAUGCUAUCGGCGUCAAACUUAACAUAUCUGAUUUCUUAGAAACCCCAUAUAAACAAGUUUUAUAUGACAUUCAGAUGGAAACACCCAAGUUUUUAGGUUCCGACCUACCCGAUGAACCCAUUUCAGACAUAAAAAUCACAAGCAUUCCCACACCACUAUUUCUGAAUACACCCAAGCUGUUGCAGGCUACACCAUCUUCGUAUGCAUCUCGUCCUACUGAUUAUUCCAGUGGAAGCUCUUAUUAUAAACCCGAUGAUCAUGAUUACAUACCGCCGACUGAAGUCCUACACUGUGCAGGAACUGUAAUGAAAGAUGCUGCUCAGUCUACUAAAGAAGGAACAAUUUUAACAGAGCCCAAGGAAAAAGAAAAGUCUGCAAAAUCAAGUCGGCCUCAGAGGAAGUGCACCAAGAAUGUGUCAUAUAGAAGUCCUAUGUGUGUUUCCAAAACAAAAUACGAUGACUCGUUCGAAGCGGGUUCGGUCUCUAGCGAAACGAGUAACAUAAGCACAAAGGAUAAAAAAAUUGACAAAUCAAUAAAUAAAAAAGCUCAUUUAAAAACUAAAUCUGAUAAAAAGAAAAAAGCAUAUAAAUCACCAAUAAAAUCUAAAAGUUUUAUGAAGAUAAAGCCCAGGCGACUUACACCCAUCAAAGUCUCGUCCAGCAAAGGACGGAAGAAAACAUCUGAUGUAACAGAAAACUGUGCUUCAAACCCUAGAAAGAGGACUUUAAGUAAGGACAAAACAAAUAUCACAACUAUGGUAGUCGCAGCACCUACAAAGUCUCGUAGAAAAUCUUCAACGCCUAGAAAGCUCGAUUGCACAAAAUCAUUUACCUUAGACACGGUUGUACAAAAUUCUUCUAUUCUGCCUACUAGCGGUCAUGGUGUAGAGAAAGGAACCAACACGUGCCCUCUACAAGAUUCUGACAACGAACAACUGGCUCUUCGAUGGUCCGAUGACGGCUCGCAAGACGCUAAACCUAAAGAGAAAGAGGAGCAACCCACUUCAAGUUCCCUACCCGAUGAAGACGACCUCACUAAGAUAAAGGAAUAUAUCGAGACAUCUGCACCGCAAAAAGUUGUAUCUGAUAAAAAUAGUGAAGGGAGCUUGCAAAAUGAUCUAAUAAAAAGAGGCUUCGAUGCCGAGACUGCCAAAAUUAUUGAACGAGACUUGCUCGAUGCCACGCCCAUCCAAGACACGGCGAUACAGUCGACGAGCAACGAAGAAGUAGCCGUUAAAAAUCUUGAAGUAUCCCUACCUGUAAGCGACAGAAUAGAGUCCGACUCUAGUGCUAAUCCUUUGCACAUAGUUCAAGAGGAAGAUGAAGUGGAAGAAAUCGAACUGUCGGUUUACGAGUGUAACGAAGACACCAAGAAUUUCAUUUCGUGUCGAUUCGAUGAAUCAACAUUUGUCCCUAGUACUAGCAUAUCGAAAUUGAAGGAUAAGUUUUCAAUGGAACUAUGUGUGGACGAUGAUCUGACAAUAAGGUUAAGAGCUAAUUCUUUUAUAAGUUUAUUCGACAUGGAUCCUGAGGAAUUGCUUAACACAUACAAUCCCAGGGAGACAGAAGAGGCGGUUAGUUCCAUAUCUAACAUCGACAAACUGUACACUCCAAUGAAAGAUGUCGUCAGAGCGCAGUGUUAUGAAAUAUUCGAUUCCACACUUACCAGUAUAGACACGCCGCUUAAAUCGGAAGUCACUUACGAAACAAAGGUCACUGAAAUCAUAUUAGAAGUCGAAAGAGAAGAUGUUAAAGAGAAGACGGAAAGUAAAAAGAGAAAGAGGUUACAGAGCGGGAGCUUGGAGGACGCAUUGAGUAAAAAGUCCAAACCUGAUGCCCAGUACUUACUUAAAUCUGCGAAUAUACAAAACAUAGAUAUCGAAUCGGUAUUGAGCAAGUUACAUGGGCCGUAACGAAUGGAAAUUGUUUUUAUUUAUAUUUCUGUGUGAUUUAUAGGAUCUGUAUGAAGGUACCCAAACAGAAAAGUACUUCACAAACUACUAAAUUAGUAUCUAGUACCUAUAGAAGGGCUGUUACAAAUAAAAUUCGUAUUUUAUGAAGCUGCCAAAAUUAAAAUAACACGACAACAUGUAAGC